Messenger RNA from Helicoverpa zea (corn earworm), 1510 nucleotides. Its product is annotated as mitochondrial cardiolipin hydrolase-like. Gene Ontology annotation, molecular function: RNA endonuclease activity producing 5'-phosphomonoesters, hydrolytic mechanism. Gene Ontology annotation, biological process: piRNA processing. Gene Ontology annotation, cellular component: mitochondrion. The transcript is spliced from 2 exons. The record is from RefSeq and is a predicted model, not a curated record. The coding region runs from base 368 to 1081 and encodes 237 amino acids. Lineage: Eukaryota; Metazoa; Arthropoda; Insecta; Lepidoptera; Noctuidae.
UAUGAUUUAUCAGUAAAUCUUAUAUUUAUUGAAUUAUUAAAAAUAGGUAUCCAACAGUUGUGAUUAUUUUUUAAUAUGAUAUUUUCACUAUAAAUAUAACUUAUCGCCUGAAUAAAGUAGUUUCGAACUUUUCUCGGAACUUUUUAUCACUAUAUACUCCAUGCACUGUUCACAUACGGAUAUAUAUUGAGGGUAGUAAUAACAUAAUAAGCAUGAAGGCGAGUGAGGGUAUUUGUAAGAUUACUUUUUACUGGAUAAUGUGAUGGUGACAGUACGGUUUGACCUCUUAAUUCUAUUUCGAAACAUAUAAUUGUUAGAUUGGUCUGUCUGCGUACCAAAAUUGGAUUUAUGUUUGAUAACACGUAAGAUGAUAUUAAAUCCACGCAUUCUAUCGUCGGCUGCAGCGGUUGCCAUAACGUGUGCUGUGUCCGCGGCUGCAUACUACUACAAAAGUCGCAAUGCUGAAAUAAAUGAAGUAAUGGUGUUCUGCAAAUUACAAUUCAAUGUCUACAACUAUUUCGACAAGUUGAUCAGUUAUGUAGAAGCGGCUAAGAAAACUGUAAAUGUCUGCAUGCCAAGCAUCCACAAUCCUGCUAUCCAAGCUCGCUUGGUCACUUUGAUAAAGAAGAAAAAUAUCAAAGUUCGUAUAAUCAUUGACCGGUCUGGAUAUAACGACUCGACAGACUUUUUUAUAAAUGAACUCAUAGAAGCUGGAGCAGAAAUCAAAUGUAAAGUAAAUGAACCAAUUUAUGAGAUGCAACACAAAUUCUGCUUAGUCGACGACAAAGUUCUUAUGACUGGCACUCUAGACUGGGGUAAUGACCGCUCUGCCGACGAUUGGAAUUACGUGUACAUCACUAGCAAAUCACAACUUGUAAAACCAGUAAAAAGUGAAUUUUAUCAAAUGUGGGGUGAAUUUUCUAGCGAUAUACGGUUGAACAACAAGCCUACGCCAAACGAGAGCGACCCAGAAAUCGUAGAAAAUGUAAAUUCUGAAACAAAUAAUGUUGAAACUCGAACGGAUUUAGAACCACACACUAUGCGAGAAACAACAUUGACCCCAGAAGUUUAUAUAUUGUAGCAUGCAUAUCUUUUUACCUCAAUAUUUUACAAAUGUUUUAUCACCAAACAUGCCCUGUAUUAUAUCAAUGUAUUAACAUAUUUUAAUAAUUAGACCAUUAUGUUUAAUCCAUUUUAAAAUUUUGCUACUGGUACCCCACCAAGGGUGAAGCUGGCCUUUGCCUUUUUCAGAAUAUAUUUUCCGUUUUUCAUUUUCAAACUAAAAUAUUUGAUUUCACAUUUUGAAACUGCUUUUUAGAAGAAAAGUGUUUCUUCAACCUGUAUUUUCCGAUAUUCCAUAUUCCUUACAUAAUUAUUCUUAUUUCCAUUUCAUGUCUAUAUUGAUGUAUCUUUUUGCUUAUUCAUAUUUAAAUAUUUCAAUGUCAGCUUUUAAUUUGUAAAAUAUUCUAUUAUUUCUAAUGUUUUCAUCAAUAAAUUACAACAAAAUUUU